AUGGAAAAAGCCCCUCUUAUUUGUUAUUUACUUGUUAAAGAAAUUAUUGUUCGAAUGAAAGAUUUAUGUUUUUCUUGUGCUGCAAGUAAUUAUCGUAAUCAACAAUUAUUACGUAAUAUGCUUGUUUAUGAAGUUAUUUUGCAAUUUCUUUGUAUCCCUUUUGAUCGGAAAAAUGACAAUGAAAUGCCAAAACUUUUAACUUUAAGUCAUGAAUUUUUGAGAUCUUUUUGUAAACAUAAUAAAGAAAAUCAAUCAAGACUUUAUAUCCAUAUUGCUCCAAUUGAAGGUGGAGGAGGAGGAAGUAGUGGUGGAGGAGGGGGAGGGAAUACAGAACAACAACAACAAAGACAUGAAGGAGGGAAACUUUCCGUUGAAACGGUUCAAGACUGUGCUACAAUAGUUUCGAUAUUCAGAGGAAAUUCAGAAUUAUGUGAACAUGUUUCUGAACAUUUUAUUGGGCAUAUUGUUAAUUUAAUAGAAAAUAAACAAAGAAAUUCUAUAUUUCUUGAAUUAUUACAAGUAAUUGUUUCUUCUUGUGAAAAAGGAUUAGAUUUGUGUCAAAAUAAAGUUGUUGAUGAAAUUGGUAAAGCAGCAGAAGAUGUUCGACAUUUUUAUGUCGAUAGUGUUUCUUUUGAACAAUUAAUUGAAAUGAUGAAAAAAUCGAAUAUAUCAGAUUUGGAUUCUUCUCAUCCUUUACGUUAUCAUAUAGAAUUGGUUAGAUUAAUGGCUAUGUGUACAAAAGGAAAAAAUGCGGUAACAGAAUUAAAAUGUGCUUCACUUCUUCCAAUGGACCAUAUUGUCAGAGUUUUAACUUCAAAUUGUUGUAUUUUGGAAGUAAAAACUGUUUAUUUACAAUUUCUUCUUACGUGUUAUAUUGAAACUGAUUUAGAAUUAAAAGAUGCAAAUAAUUCAGAAUAUUUAGAAUUAAUUUUAAACGAAAUAAUAUCAGAUAUAGACAAAUUAAUAAUUAAAUUACAAUCAAUUGGAGGAGAAUAUUUAAAUAAUAAAUUACCUAAAGAGAUUUUAUUUUUGGAAAGAUUUGUUUGUCAAAUAAUUACAGAAGUUUUAAUUAAAUUUUUUGAAAAAACAAAUUAUGCACAAAGAGCAUUUAUUGAUAUUAAACAUCAUCGAAAAUUAUUUAUUACAAUUUUACAAAAACUAAAUAAAUUACAAAAUUGUGUUUUUAUUGCUGCUGGUAGACGUCCACAUAAUAAUUGGUAUAAAAUUGCUGAUUGUUCUGAAAGACUAGCUAAAUUUGCAAAAAGUCGUUUCAUUAUUUUACCUGAAAAUUCUCUUUCCGUUCCUUACUCUAACGGUAAUGAAAAUAAUAAUAUUACUUCAACAUCAACAUUACGAACAAUUACUGCUAGACAACGUUGGCAAAGUGCUAUAUUCUCUGCUCGUUAUUUUAGAAGAAAUAAACAUUCAAAAUCUUUACAUUCUCAUUUAACUUCUUUAACUGCUGGAGAUGAACCAACAACAGUUGUAGCUUUAUAUCCUCGUUUAAUUAAUGAAUUAAAUAAUUAUCUCUCUCCUUUACAAAAUGCAGAAAAUGCUGCUUUAGUUGAAAUUUUAAGAUUACCUGAAAAAUUGUGUUCUUCUUUCUCGAAUACUUCUUCCAAUAAAUUUGAACCUUCUUGUCAUGGAAAAUUUGUAAAAUCAAUGUUAAUUAGGCAUUGUAAAUUACUUUUAGAAUCAAAAAGAAAUGAAUUAUGUGGACGUGUACUUGUUACUUUAUAUAAAUUAGUUUCGAAUUUAAAACAAGAAUUUAAUGAAAAUGUAAAAGAAAUGCUUGGAGAAUUACUUUGCCGUUAUUUUGGUGAGGGGUCUGUACAAGGAUUAACAACAACAUUUAAUAAAUCUUCAAACUUUUCUAUAAAUAAUUUAAAAGAGAAUAUAAAUAAAGUUGAUUGUAUUUUCGAUGCAGAACUUAAUCCAAAACAAGAGAAAACCCUUUACAAUAUGCAAUGUGAUUUAAUGGAUGCUGGAGCUGUUGAUUUAAUUAUAGAUUUAAUUGUUAUGGAACCCCCAUAUGAUAUAUUUAAAAAGAGUAUUCAAUUGGCUAAAGCUUUGUUAUUUGGUGGAAAUGAUAAAGUUCAAAUGGCAUUUUAUCAAAGAUUACAAGACGAUCAAAAAUUAGCCUCUCGCUUCUUUAAUGCUUUAAAAUUAAAAAUGCAAGCAGCACAAAAUCGAAUUAAAGCUGACAUUUUAAGUGGAACAUCUAAUGCUGGAAGGGCAACAACUACUGCUAUUACUCCAAAUCCACAAAAUGGAGUUAAUUGGUUAAGCAGUAUUGGGGGAGAGACAAAAAAACAUUCAGAUCUUUCAGCAAAGAAUAGUCUAAAUUUAAAUAUUCCAUUUAAUGAACAACAAUGUAAAAAAAAGAAAAGACUUGAAAAAUAA
Messenger RNA from Meloidogyne enterolobii, 2403 nucleotides. NCBI's taxonomy places the organism in Eukaryota, Metazoa, Nematoda, Chromadorea, Rhabditida, Meloidogynidae. The record is from the annotation of a GenBank genome assembly.